AUGGGUUCACCUCGUCCAGUCGAUAUGCAUACGCCUGGACUGCAGAAAACCUCAAGUUCAGUUCCCGAGGUUGAUCGGAUUUCUGGGUUAUUGUCCGCGGGUAUCGUUCAACGGGAUGAUGAUAAAAUUCCACUUUUUCUUCUAAAGCUAUGGAACAUAAUCGAAGAUCCUAAUUUUGGUGAAAUCAUUCAGUGGGAUGAUACGGGAUAUAGUUUUCAUAUACUUGAUCCGUAUUCGUUUUGUAGAAAUGUGUUGCCACAGUAUUUCAAGCACAAUAAUUUAAAUAGCCUUAUACGACAGCUGAACAUGUAUGGAUUUCGGAAAAUGACUCCAAUUGAGAGGUCUGGUUUGGUUCAUGCAGAAAGCGAUCAGGACCACCUGGAAUUUUCUCAUCCUUAUUUUGUUCGUGACCAUCCAGAACUUCUCGUCAACAUCAAAAGGAAAUCUUCUUCACACCGUGCGUCAGAAGUAUCAGCACUUUCGCUACCGACAGAGGACCUUUCACUAAUUUUUGACGAAAUCAGGCAGUUACGGGAGAAGAAUAGGCAGAUGGAGAACAAAAUGAAUCAAAUGGCUAAUGAAAGCCGUGCUGUAUGGCAAGAACUUUCUCGCGUUAGGCAGCAACAAAUGAAACAGCAACAGAUCGUAAACAAGUUGGUGCAGUUUUUGGUAGCGUUGGUGCAGCCAGCAGCUCAGAAGCGAUUGGGGAAGCGAAAUUUGUUAGCUAUUGAUGAGAUUGGCGGUAAAAGAUCGCGAAUUGGAACCUCACCCAAUAAUUUGGCUGAAGUACUUGACCAUUUACAGAGAGAAAUAUCGGAAGGUAAUGCCAACUUCUCGCUUUUCUCCUCUCGCGUCAAUAAUCAUGGACCUAUCAUUGCUGAUGUCACUGACGAACCAGAAGUUGCUCCUGUCGAUACUUCUGUUGGUGUGUCUAGCAAUCCAAUAUCCAGUAAGGGUACUAAUGUUAUGGUCAGUCAGCCUGUGAGGAAAACUUCAGAGGGUAUGGUAAACCAGUCGACGAGACCACUGGAAGUUCAUCCAGCUUCUGUCCUUGAGAAAGAACCUUUGUAUACGAGUGCUUCUAAUUCAUUCAACCAACCUGUUCUGACAUUAUCUCCAUCUAUCGAUCGACAACUUACAGCUGAAUUUGCUGAAUAUUUUACGCAACAGGAACAAGGGAUCGAUAACUGUAGAGAGUUGUUAGGUGCGCAGUGGGAUUUGGCCCUUGACGAUCUUGAAGAUGUCCCGGAACAAGGCGAUCAGCAGUUGAAGUGUGUGCAAAAUUCUCAGCUGAUGUUGGAAGGAAGUGAUCCUUUGCUAGCUUUGUCGGCUCCAUCAACCCCAGAUCUGCUGACGCCAAACGUUAGUCCGAAGAACAAUAUUUUAGAAUAG
Molecule: messenger RNA, 1392 nt
Organism: Enterobius vermicularis (human pinworm)
Lineage: Eukaryota; Metazoa; Nematoda; Chromadorea; Rhabditida; Oxyuridae
Source: the annotation of a GenBank genome assembly